AUGACCCGAACGGCGGUUCAAGCUGCUUCAGGUCCUGGAGCCGUCCGAGGCAUCCUGUUCGACGUGGAUGGGACGCUGUGCGACUCUGAUCCUGUGCACUUUGAAGUCUUCCAGGAGCUGUUGAUGAAGGAGGGGAUCAAUGGCGGCAAACCCAUCGACGAGCACUUCUUUCGCACCAUGAUAGCAGGACGGCAGAACGCGCUUAUCUGCAAGGACCUCUUCCCGCACUGGACGGUGGAGCAGGCCGAGCGAUGGAGUGAGAUGAAGGAAGCGAGAUUCAGAGAGAUGGCAGUAGGCAAGCUGAAACCCAUUGAAGGCCUGCAGGAGAUUUUCCACUUCCUCGACCAGGCAGGGAUCAAAAAGGCUGCUGUCACCAACGCCCCGCGCAAGAACGCAGAGUUCAUGCUGUCAGUGCUGGGAAGGCUGGACUGGUUUGACACCAUCGUCAUCGGGGACGAGUGCAAGAAGGCCAAGCCCGACCCGAUGCCCUACCAGAUCGCGAUGGAGCGACUGGGGCUGAAGCCGGAGGAGACAGUGGUGGUGGAAGACUCGCCGUCAGGAGCGACGGCUGGCGUCAAGUCGGGAGCCUUCACAGUUGGGAUUUUGACAAGUCAGCAUGCGGACACACUGACAUCGGUUGGUUGUAAGAUGUUGAUCAAAGACUACAGGGAUGCUGAGUUUAUGACGAUGAUUGGAUCGAUGAAUUCUGAGGAUAUACAAAGCGUGCUCAAGGCUUGA
Guillardia theta CCMP2712 is the source of this 738-nucleotide messenger RNA. RefSeq lists its product as hypothetical. The coding region runs from base 1 to 738 and encodes 245 amino acids. The record is from RefSeq and is a predicted model, not a curated record. NCBI's taxonomy places the organism in Eukaryota, Cryptophyceae, Pyrenomonadales, Geminigeraceae. The transcript is spliced from 4 exons.